AUGCGGUCUAGGCUAAUGUUCGGUGUUCUACUCGGGAUAUUCCUGGCUUCAAAAUUGGAUUUCAAUGAUGCGGUCGUUUUCAAGUUUACAAACUUCGUCUGCGAGACUUACAACCAGUCCUGGUUCGUGUUCCACAACUGUCGCUUGAAGGCUGUCAGUCGAAGCAAAGUUAUCCUCAAUAUGAAUGGAACGAUAUUUCAUCCGGCCCACGAUAUAUCCAUUCAUGGCAGAAUUUUUAAAAGGGCAAAUGGCUACAAGCCCUGGCUCAUUGACAUUCACUUCGAUGCCUGUCUGUAUAUCCGAAAGCGCAAUCAACCCGUUGUCAAUCUAGUCUAUGGGUUGUUUAGAGAGUUUUCCAACAUUAAUCACUCGUGUCCGUAUGUGGGUCCACAAAUCCUCAAGGAUUUUUAUCUGAAACCUGAGCUUUUGCGCCUGCCCAUUCCGACAGGGGAUUACAUGCUGACGCUUCAGUGGUACUUCGAUAAGAAGCUACAAUUUGAUACGAAUGUCAGUUUCACGUUCGUGGAGGAUCUGAUAAACAGAAAUUAA
Messenger RNA from Drosophila subobscura, 549 nucleotides. RefSeq lists its product as uncharacterized. Lineage: Eukaryota; Metazoa; Arthropoda; Insecta; Diptera; Drosophilidae. The transcript is spliced from 3 exons. Bases 1 to 549 code for a protein of 182 amino acids. The record is from RefSeq and is a predicted model, not a curated record.